This is a messenger RNA of Lutzomyia longipalpis, 7729 nucleotides long. Its product is annotated as MTOR-associated protein MEAK7. Bases 601 to 2040 code for a protein of 479 amino acids. The transcript is spliced from 6 exons. The record is from RefSeq and is a predicted model, not a curated record. NCBI's taxonomy places the organism in Eukaryota, Metazoa, Arthropoda, Insecta, Diptera, Psychodidae.
CCUAAUUGAAUGAAACUCUCAGCGGAGAGAGAACAAGUGUCAUAAUUUUGAUAGUAGAAUUUUUUUAUACUCGGCGGUACAAAUAAAGUUGGAAUACAUUUCGUGCUCACAUAGAUAAAAUUGCUUUCUCGCCACGAAGACGUGUGUAGGUUUUGAGCUGGCGUGUGGGCUCUCUCUUGUAAUAUUUUAUUAUUUUUCCUCUCCAAAUUCCCGCAGUGAAGUUCGAAAUUAUGCAAAAUUUGCGGAGUUUUGUGCAAGAAAAGUGAUUGAAUUUGCAGAAGGAAAAAAAAGGAGAGAGAAAUGCGUGAAGAAGGAAAAAUCAGGACGACAUUGGAAGUUAUGUAGUUCAUUUUGAAGGAGAGAGAGACUCCACCACCACCCAAGAAGAAAAUUCUUCAAUUGAACUGAAUUUAUUUGGAAGGAAAAGCUUUUCCAACACAGGUGAGAGGGAGGUUGAUAGAGAGAGAGAGAGAGAGAUACAAUCAAUCACACCUUUGCGGAUGAAGUGCUAGACAGGCCCACGAAAAGGGCGAAAAGAAGAAAAAUAUAGAAACUAUUCUAUGUAAUUUAUUGCACACCUGGAAUAUAAAUUGAUGAACAAUGGGCAAUUCAAGCACGAAACUCGCGGAGAAAUGCUCACUGUUGACCAAGGACGAAGUUCCACUUGUUGCCAGCUCCUUUAAAUUAGUCAGCAAGAAUUCUGAUCGAAUUAAAGAGGAUGAUUUAAUGAAAUUUUGGGGCUCCCAGAUGGAUCCUCGCUUAGCUCAAUAUAUAACGAAUUUCCUGUUUGGCUCCCUUGGAUCUCGAUCAUCAGUGGUGGAAUUUCAAAAGUUCGCCGAACUAUACGUUUACUGCGUAAGAGGAUCAGUGGAUGAACGAAUAUCUGUUUUAUUGACAUGCCUGGGCCAUUCGGGUUCUGAAUCAGCCGAUAUUGCUUAUCCGCUAAUCAAGGAAUACGUGGAAGCUGUUGUUAGUAGCUACAUGAGAGCUUUGAGACUUGAAUCUGGGCCACAAUUUAAAUCGUGGGAAUCAAAAGGAUUCCGCAUUAUUAAGGAAUGUAUUCAAAAAUUAGCUGAUAGCUUGGUGUACGAUGUUGUUCAGCCAGGAACACAAAAAGUCACAAGAACCGAUGCUGAAAGAUGGCUUCAAGCCAAUCCGACAUUUCUCAAGAUGCUCGAGCAUGUCUUUUCCCAUUUGUACAACUAUCGCAGCACAAAGAGUCCACAGGAGGAACCCAUUGCGGUGCGUGGCUCAAUGGAGUGCGCAUCGAGACUUUUGCCAUUUUGCGAAGGCCUGGAAUACGUUCCCGAUUUCCCAGCUACAACGGACAUUACGCAAAUUCUCUACAUUAAUUCAAAUCUCCCGCAAGAUUUUCAGAAUAAAUGGCGAUUCUUGUUCUCAUCCCAAAUACACGGGGAGAGCUUUUCAACGCUACUGGGUAGGAUAAUGGAUCAAGGUCCAUCUGUGAUUAUUGUUGAAGAUACAAAUGGGUAUGUUUUUGGGGGCUUCGCACCGGCAUCGUGGUGCUUGAGUGCCAAUUUUGCUGGUGAUACGUCAACAUUCCUCUUCACGUUGCGCCCCAAAAUGCGAUGCUUCGAAAGUACAACGUACAACAAUCACUAUCAGUAUCUCAAUUUGCACCAGCAAACAAUGCCCAAUGGUUUGGGAAUGGGUGGACAACACAAUUUCUGGGGUCUCUGGCUUGAUAGUGAGUAUGGAAUUGGUGAAAGUUCCGAAUCCUGUACAACAUUCAAAGGAUACUCGCAGUUGAGUGCAAAUAAAAAAUUCCAAAUACGCAAUAUUGAAGUUUGGGCUGUUGGUGAGAAACCUUCAACGGAAUCCGAUGAUGAGGUAAAAAAAAUUAAAAUUGUUUUCUCUUCAAGAAAAGUAAUUAAUUGUCUUUGUCUCUUAUCUUUAAAGUGUUCACAGAAGAGCCCAGGACGGUCUGUUUUGCAGGGAAAUACGGAAACAAAGGCAAUUUUGGAAAUGGCAGGAAAGAGGCAAUAUUCUGAAGGUAUUCGUGAUGAGUUCUUUGAGUAGAAAUUAAGGCGGUAGGAUUGAGAAAAAAAGACCUACAUGCCUAUUUGCAACAACUAAAAAAUUACUUUAAAGACACAAACAUUUCCCAUUUAGUAAAUCAAUUUAAGUGUGAGAAGAUUGAGAGUUUGCAGCGUUGUUGCAACUGAGAGAGAAUGUAAUAUAAUUCGUAGUAAUUUAUUGAGUAAAUUAUUAAGCAUAGCUAGUAUUUUGCUCUAAUUUUGUUCAUUCUUUAUUACACAAUUAUAAUAUUUUUGAGCUCUUACAAUCAAUUUAAAAGAAAAUACUAAGUGAUAUAUAAUAAUUAUUGCUGAAAAAACUAAUUACAAAGUUCAUAACAUUUAAUUACAUAUACAUAUAUUAAAUUACGUGGUAAGAUGAAUCAUAAAUGAUGGUUAGAAAGAAAGAAGAAAAAAACAUAAUUGACGAUGAAAAUUAUAUAGAAAAUACAAAGUCAUACCAAAGAAAUGUUAAAGUAGAAUGUAUAGAAUAUUGUAGGUAUAAAAGUUAAUUUUUGUUUAGUUUGUAGAAGUUUUUUCAUUAAAAAGAAAUUUAUAUUCACCCAAAAGUGACCCCUUUGGACACAUUUUGGGACGAUUUACACGAAAAGUUAAUCUUGUUUCCUUAUUAAUUUGAGAUUAAAAACUUUAUUAUAAAAAUGAAUGAAAAAAAAACCCUUAAUCCUUAUAUGCAAAAAAAUAAAUGUCGCAAUGUUUCAAUCUUGUACCAGAAUCGCACAUAAACAGACUGAAUAAUUUAUAUACAUACACGUAGAUGAGGAGAAAAAAUAAUUAAUGUAAUAAUCCUUUUAUUGUGUCCCUAAUUGUGCUUUCAAAAAGUGAAAAAUCAUUGAUGUGAAACUUUGAUAAAUUCUGGCAAGAAAAAAAAAUUAAAUUGUUCUUGUUCAUUGCACGCCUUUCGCAGAUAAAUAUUUUACUUUAUUCGAUUUGAUUUUACACCGAAAACUCACCUCAAUAAAUUGUGAAUGAAGCGUAAAUGAAUAAGAAGAAGAAUUUGUGCUUUAAUGAAGCGCUCUGAUUGGCUAAAAGCGCGAUCAGUGCGUUUUCAUUGGCUAACUGUUUGUUCACGGCGUGAACCUUCGGUGUAAGGUUAAUUUGAAUGGAGCAUUCAUAAGUUAGAAGAUUUUUUUGAAAAUAUUUUUAAAGAGUUAAACUUGAAGAUAAGUCGUGAAAUAUAUUUUUUCUAACGGCUAUUUUUACAAUUUCUUUUGGAUCAUCUUUAGUUCAUUAGAAAGUUUCUAAAAAAUUUUAAAUAUUUUUGUGAUUUUCAUUUUGUUUAGACUGAAUUACGAUUGUUUUUUUUUAUAAUAAUUUCAAUGAACUAAUUAUUUAUUUCUUUUUAAUUUUAUGGGUAAAGUUGAGAUUUCGGAUGGGACAGACGAAAAAGGAACAGAAAAGAAGAUUUAAAAUCUAGCUUCAAAAAAAAAUUGAUUCAAUCCUUGAUUUUCAAUUAAUAAAAAACAAUUUUUUUGCGGUGGAAAAGGAGAAUUUUAAUUUUUUUUUAAUUUUGGGUAUAAGAUUGCGUGCGAUCACCCGUGUUUACGUGCGAUCGCAUAAGAUCGUGUAAGAUCACACAAUUUAAUGCCAAGGAGGCAAGAUUUUCUAGAAAAAAAUGCAAAUUAAUGCGAUCUUCAAAGGUUUUAACGCAUAAAAUGAUGCACUAACAGUGAAAAAUUAAAAAUAAAUUAAGUUUUGUUUCCUUUUACAAUAAUAAGAUCGAAUUAAUCGGAAAACCUUACUGAUUUCCAUUCAAAAUAAAUUUUCAAAAGCUUCAAAACAUUCGUAGCUUUUAUAUAGGCAUACCUAAAACAAAAAAUUUAUAUAAUUUGAGACAUGAAGCUCUCUAAAUUUGUCUUCAAUAUACAAAUAAUAAAUUCAGCCUGAAAGCGUCCGAAGGCAGCCAGAUUAUGUGGAGAAUUAUGUGUGAGAUCGCGUCGCGAUUGUAAAAAUAAAUUUUGAAUUCUUCCCACAAUCGUCUGUGACGUAUUUUUCAUUUAAAUUUCUUAUUAUGCCAAAUGCUAUUGAAUUUUUAUUUGCUCUUUGAUUUAUUUUCUUCAAUUGAAACAAUUAAGGAGGAUUAAUGUUUGUUAAAAGAAAAUUCUUUCCACAUGAUGAGGAAUGGAAUUUGGAGAAUUUUUUUUUAUUUAGAUAAUUUAAUUUUUCAAAGGAGGAAAAAUAUGAAAAAGUAAUUAUCUCAGUUGUUUGAUUGAGUUUCCUCGAUCUUAUGAGGUUAUCAGACUACAGCUUCAAACGCUUAGAAUUUUCUAAUCUCUCUGUGUGAGUAGAGGAGAGAAAAUAUUCUACUCUCUUUUAUUAUUAAUUACUUAAUAUUCAGCAUUAAAAGAGAGUUCUAGGCUCUUAAUUCUCAACAGUUUUUACAUGGGAAAAUAUGAAAGAGAAUGUAGAAUAUUUCCCCCCUUUUAUUUCUUUUAUUCACAGAGAAUUUAAAAGAAAUGUUAACCCUUUCGCGUCGACGUGAAACAUUGAAACAUGAGUUCUUUUUAUUAAAAUAUUUAUUGUCUAGAUGCUUUUAGAGGACUUUUCUCAAUCAAAACGUCUUCUUUGGCCUCUUUUGCGUGAAUUUGAUGCAUUUGUAACAUGGACAAAUAAUUAAAUUCAGAAAUAAUUGGAAAAAUAAUUUGUUUCACGUUUGGGUCAGCGUAUAACCCAAAAAAACGCGAAAGGGUUAAGCGUUUCAAGGUGUUGUGAUAUAAUUCAGUUAUAAACUUUCUUCUCCAUUCAAAAAGUCAAUCAUAACGCGUCCAGUUAUAAGAGUUGGUGUCCCACAACGUAUAGAAGUUUGUUUAUGCGAUGUAAUACUAUUUGUGAGCAGAAUUAGUAGGCAAAGUUGAUUUUUUUGUGAAAUUCAGCAAUUUGAUGCAUAAAAAUGGUCAUAUCUCUAGUUCUAUAACACCUACAGAAAUUUCGUGACUAGUUUUGGAAAGGUCCUGAAAUAAGCUAUAAUAUGAUAUAUAUCUCAGUGAUUUUCAAGGUCACCCGUAGAACACAAAAUGGCGGAUUUUUGUUUCACAAAAAGAGUUUUUCGCACUUUUCGUCCUGAAGAAAUGGUUCUAGAGGUUUCUGAUGUUUUAGAAACUUGUAGAUAAUUGCGAAACCUUUAAUUUGAUACCAAGUUGAGUCAAAUCGGGCAAGCGGUUCAAAAGAUAUGGUGCUUAGAACUUUUCAAAUGCAAGAAUUUUUCAAAUAUCCAUAUCUUCUAAACGGCGACAUAGAUUUUCUUCAUUUUCGGACUGGUGAAAGAUAUUGAGUCAGGCCACAACAUAUCAAAAUUUAAAGAAAAUCGAUGAUGGGGAUUCGGAGAUAUUGCCCCUUAAAAUUAGGCAAUUUUUGUUUUUGAUUUUAGCGCCUCUUGCGGAUGUUUUUGGAACUUGGAAUGUUCUAGACAGUUGUAGGGCUUCCCAAUACCUUUCAUUUGACACCAAGAUGGUUAAAAUCGAUCAAGCCGUUCUCAAGUUAUAUCGAAAAAACACUUUUUGCUUUAGACCGCCAUAUUUGCUAAACGGCUUGACCGAUUGUCAAGUAUGAAUUGUUGAUGAAAACGUCUCACUGAGCCCUAUAACAUACUAAAAUUUCAGACCUCUAGCUAUAAGGGAACUGAUUGACGGUGUUUCAAAAUGGCGGACGGCGGCCAUCUUGGAUUUUAAAAAUGCGAAAAAAUGAAAUUUUACACCCACAUUUCUAUAGAAAACUUCAAACCGGAAGUCUCUAUCUGUUACCGUUCUUGAGCUAUAAGGCAAAAUGUGGAGUCCGGGCCGGCAGGCCGGCCGGCAGGCCGGCCGGAUCAAAAUUUUUCCACCACCAUUUUCAGAAUGUGGGUUGUCUAAAACGUGCUCAUACUAAGUUUGAGCCCGAUCUGAGGUGGUCGGUUUUUCCGACGAUUACAAUACUUGGUGUUGGCCACGAAGUGGAACACCAACUAAUAAGAUUUUCUUAUAAGAAUUUCCCAAAAAAAUGUUUUUGUGAUCUGCGAAAGGUCUCUGAAUGUUUUUUAUAAUUUAAUCUGAAGUUAUAACUAAAUAAAUAAAUAAGUUUUAAGUUAUCUUUAAAUGUUGUUAUUUUGUAUAAUAAAAUUAUAGAGAAAAUGAGAAAAAUAAAAUGAAAAGAAAUAAAUUUAAUUUAAAUCUCAUCAAGGAGGAGGCCCAUCGGCUUAAGUGAGAGCUAUCUGUAGUAGCUGGAUAAGAUGCAGGAAAAAUCAUCCAGCCGGCGAAAUUGAAAAUUGGCGCACUUUUUCCUUCCAUACAGAGACAUUUUUCCACAUGAUAUCGUGAUGUGAGUUUUCCUCCAUUGCUGUGUGGAUGCUAUACAGGCUGAAUGCUUGUAUGAGGUUGAUGGGAAAAUUGUGGCGCAGGCGUGACUUUGUGUGCUUGUGGAAAAUGUUGAGGGAGAGAAGAAAAGUGGCCGUAAUGCUGUUCCCACAUUGAUUAUUGGGAUAUUUCUCUUUUGUGCACCUUCUUCCUCCCCUGCUUUCUGGGUGUGUGCCUGUGUGCGAACCCUGUGCGGUUGUGUGGCUGCUAAACGGGGGGCCUGUAGUAGCAGUGUGACGACGGAAAAACUCCACCUCGGUUGAGUGUGUGGAAAAACGAUUUUUCCCAGUCAGUGUGCGGCGGACAUUUCUAUCGAUUCCAGCGUUCCGCGGCCUCAGUGCCGUUCCUGGUGGCCAGAUUUUCAUCAAAUCAUUUUGCCUCUGAGGCCCCCACAAAGAAGCAUACCAGUGUUGUUGUGAACGAACUUGCAACUAUGCUCUGUAGUUGCUUCACCACCUGACUCGGUUGAGCAUCAAAAAUUCGACACCUUUAUGCGGGAAGGAAGACUUUUUCUUUCUUUCUCCUCAAUCUCUCCGACCAGUGAGGGGGCAAAUUUUCACAAAGAUAGAUUUUCUUCAAAUCUACUUCAAAAGUAAUUUUCAUCAUAUAGCAGUGAAGUGAAAACGGAGUGUUUAGCAGAAGAAGAGAAAAGUGAAAAAAAGUCUCUUCUAUAUGGAUGGAUGUCUCAAUGAUGGGAUGAAAACGUGAAAAAAGAGUGGAAAUAAAAAUGAAAAUGAUGUGAAAAGUGUUUUCACGGUGGGGCAAAGGAAGAAAAAAAGUGAGCACAUCUGAAAGCUUAUUCUAAUAAAAAUAGCUUUUUAGCAGCAGCAUUAGCUGCUAAGGCAAAGGAGAGAGGUGGAGAAGAAGAAGGAAAAAAAAAGCACGAUACAAGUGAGCAGAUAAGGUUGAUUUGUUCCCUCGACAUAUAUAUUUUUUUCCUCCUACAUCGUCACAUAUAUACACCAUACAUACAUACAUAUGUAUACAAUAUAUGUUCUGUGAGACUUAUAUCGGAUGGAUAAAGCGACAAUUGGUGAUUUGACGACGGAAAGUCUGUGUGCAACACCGCAAUAAUAUUCAUCAUCGACAAUUUGCAAAUGGAUUACUAAUUGACUGUGCUGAAUGAUUAACUCCGCGAGACGACCACCUUCGCGCAAAUCGAACCUCCUGCCACUCACCCAAAGAGCACCAGGCAAUUUAUUAUCAAUCCAACAUUGAACACGGUGUGUAAACAUCCACCACCCCCUCUGCAAUCACAGUCCCAGAGCGGCAGUGUUGCCAUAAAAAUUCCAGAAGUGACACCGUGCAAAAAGGUGCAAAAGGAACGCAAAGAAUUUUUUUUUUUUU